Messenger RNA from Theileria parva strain Muguga, 1353 nucleotides. RefSeq names its product ATP-dependent protease La (LON) domain protein. The transcript is spliced from 5 exons. The coding region runs from base 1 to 1353 and encodes 450 amino acids. NCBI's taxonomy places the organism in Eukaryota, Apicomplexa, Aconoidasida, Piroplasmida, Theileriidae. The record is from RefSeq and is a predicted model, not a curated record.
AUGUGUAAAUUUUAUCUUCUAAUUCAAACAACGCUCACAUUCAUCGGGAUACAUCGUUUUUUACAUGGCUACAGGAUUUUAAACCCUAUUCCAGGGCUAAAUAGUGUUAAUUUUACAGGUACCAAAUUCGCCAGUAUUGACCAUAGUACCGAGUUUCCAGGUACUAAAUUCCAUACUGCGGAUCCAAUGUAUGUGAAGCACAUUGACGAAAUGAUGUUUGAGUGUGCGAUUUACAAGGACAAGUUAACAUUUCCGUCAAAUUCUACGACGCAGAGAGCGGCCCGUUCUCAAGCGUUUGAGGCUGAGGAUUUAAUGAAUAAAGUGGCGGAAGAGGUGGAAAGAGCAAGAGAAAGAUCAAAGUUAAUACAGAGAAAUAUAAAUAGAAUUAAAUUCCCAAUCGUUGGGAAAACCACGAAACCAGACACCAAAUACCUACAGAAAAUUUACUACAUACUUGAAGAAAAUAACAGAUCACUCAGUGAAAAUACGCUCACACAAACUGAUAAACCCGAGGGAUCGGAUAGAUUCUCCGGAUCUGAGUCACAAAGUAAUAAAAUAAGAACAUUGGUGCAGGCGAAGAACAUUAGUAAAGUGUUUGAAACACCAGGAACACAUAAAUGCGUUAACCUAUUUCCAACAUUUUUAUCCUCCAAAUCACCACUAAUGCCGGGUCAGGAGUCAUCGAUGGUGUUGGAUGAUGAGCACAAGGAGUUCCUGGUGAACGAAAUACGAGAGAGUAACAUCUUCGGCAUUUUUAUCGCAUUCGUCUCCAAAGUCGAUCAACAAACACAAAAACCAGAAAUUCUACCCAACGCCACUCUAUGCGAAUUUGUGGAUAUAACGAAUUUGGAUAAGACGGGAGUCAUAACAGUUAGGGCCCUGGAAAGGUUCAAAAUCGGAAACGUCAUCGCCAUCUCAGACGCCGUCAUCAACGGUGAAGUAAGUUUGUUGAGGGAUUUGGGGAUGGUGAGGAAUCCGGGGAUGGCGCAGGAGAAUUCGAGAAUCAUAGAGAAACUCUAUGAUCGCUGUAAUCUACUGGAAUCGGAAUAUAGGAGACUGGAGGGUAAUUUGGAGGACGUGGAGAAGAUCAAUUCCAGGCUAAAAUUCAGUGAAAAGAUAUCACAGAUGAUAGAAAACGUUGAUUUUGAGAAGGAGCCGAAUCUUAUUUACGAGUUAACGGCGUUUGCGGGGUUAGAAUUCCACGCAGACGCAGAGACUAAAGUCUGGGCCUGUAAUACUACAGACACAGAUCAACGCUUAUUAGUCAMCGUAGACGUCCUUAAAACUAAAAUCGACUACCUCAACAACCUCAUCGCAGAUAAAUCCACACAGAACCAAACACACACACAAUAA